AUGCACUCAGAGAACAUUUCGGUAGAUGACAGGAACAAGGCUGCUACACCUACUCCUGAUGAUAGCUCUGACGAUGACAUUCCCCUUUCCCAAUUAUUCAGUCAAAAUCACAAGAUUAACAAACCCGAUCCUUCCACUUCAGCUAGUGUUUUUCCUGUUUUUCAAUUUAACUAUACCCUAAUCCCAAAAUCCCAAUACCUUCUUUUCGACUUGAAAAACCACUGGAACACAGACCACCUUUGCACAGAAGUCGCAAAUAAAUACUUCUGUAAACACGAAGACUUAUUAGAAGCAGAUCCAUGCCUAGUAGAAAUUAUCAAAAAUGGAAGAAACACUUAUCCCAUAACAAGAAUACAGCAAUCAAGAACUCUGGUACAGCAGAUAUCUCCAUCUAAAGUAAUCAUAUGUCCAAGAGAGCCCACUACAGUGCAUUCGUCAUGUCCAGAAGACGGCCCGAUAGUUAUUUCUCAACCAAGUCUCAUAGAACUCCAGCGAUGCAGCUUAGAAAUCAAUCAACACAAGUUCUAUCCCUCAGAUCGCAUCGACCAUGAAACAAUUUUCCCUUUACCAGCUAUAAGCCUGACCAAUUUCACGAAGCAGAACCUUGUUGAUGUAACAAAAUUCAACUUGAAGACAAUCCAGAAUCUUCAAAUAUCCCAACGAAGACAGUAUCCAGUUCCCAGAUCGUCCCAUAGAGAAGACAAAUGUAAUCAUAUUUUUACUUCUUCUAUCAACUUUCAUUGGUUACAUCAUUUACCAAAUUUUAAAGAAGCUAAGAGAAGCAAGAAGACGUAG
Molecule: messenger RNA, 795 nt
Organism: Acanthoscelides obtectus
Lineage: Eukaryota; Metazoa; Arthropoda; Insecta; Coleoptera; Chrysomelidae
Source: the annotation of a GenBank genome assembly